Messenger RNA from Dothidotthia symphoricarpi CBS 119687, 1599 nucleotides. Its product is annotated as tannase and feruloyl esterase. The transcript is spliced from 2 exons. The record is from RefSeq and is a predicted model, not a curated record. Lineage: Eukaryota; Fungi; Ascomycota; Dothideomycetes; Pleosporales; Dothidotthiaceae. The coding region runs from base 1 to 1599 and encodes 532 amino acids.
AUGAAGUUUGAUUCUCCAGUCAGCCUUGCGCUGCUAGGCGCAUCUUCUGCCCUCGCCAGCCCUGCUUCAGCUCCGGCGAACUUCACUUCGCAAUGUGCUUCGAUGGCAUCCAAGUUGUCGAUCCCAAACAGCGUCGUCAACUUCGCCCAGUUUGUUACUGGAGGCACCAACCUCAGCCUCGCUGAGAAUGACGUGUCAUGUGCGCAGUCGUCCAUGGUCGUUCCAGCAGACAUUUGCCGUGUCGGACUCUAUGUCGCGACCUCCACACGCUCAGGCUUCAACAUGGAGGCUUGGCUGCCAUCGAACUGGACUGGCCGGUUCUUGAGCGGCGGUAACGGUGGGCUGAAUGGGUGCAUCAAGUACCAAGAUUUGGCGUACACGUCUGGCGUGGGUUUCGCGUCGGUUGGUACCAACAACGGACACAACGGGACAAGGGGUUAUGCAUUCGCCAACAACACGGAUGUCGUGCAAGAUUUCGCAUACCGAGCUAUGCACACUGGUGUCGUAGUUGGCAAGCAAGUCACCAAGGCCUUCUACGGCAAGACACACAAGAAGUCGUACUACUUCGGCUGCUCGACCGGUGGCCGACAAGGCUUCAAAGCAGCGCAAGACUUCCCCGAGGACUUCGACGGCAUCGUCGCCGGUGCACCCGCCGUUUCCUUCAACAACCUCACCUCAUGGAGCGGGCGCUUCUACACCCUCACCGGAACCGCCAACUCCUCCACCUUCGUGACCAGGAACCAAUGGCUUGCCGUCCACGACGACAUCCUAAAGCAAUGCGACGCCCUAGACGGCUACGUCGACGGCAUCCUCGAAGACCCCAUGCAAUGCAACUACGACCCCUCCGGCCUAGCCUGCGCCCAAGGCAGCAACACCACCACCUGCCUCACCCCCACCCAGCUCAAAACCGUAAAAGGCGUCUUCUCCCCCCUCCUCAACGCCGCAGGCGACCUCGCCUUCCCACGCCUCAACCCCGGCGCAGAAGUCUCCGCCUACGGGCCCCUACUAAGCGGCAGCCCCUUCCCCUACACAGUCGACUGGUUCCGCUACGUCGUGUACAACAACGCGAGCUGGGACCCGGCGUCGUUCAACUCCGCAGAUAUCGACUACUCCUCGCACCUCAACCCCUUCGGCAUCGAGACGUGGAAAGGCGAUCUCAGCGCGGUUAAGAAGCGCGGCGGCAAAAUCCUCCACUGGCACGGCCAAGCCGACCAGAUCAUCACCUCGGAAAACUCCCCCCGCUACUACAACCACGUUAGCAAGACUAUGGGCCUGUCGUCCGCGCAGCUCGAUGCGUUUUACCGCUUCUUCCGCAUCAGCGGCACGAAUCACUGCACGGGCGGGAAUGGCGCGCAUGCCAUCGGCCAGGCGUCGAAUGAGAUCAAUAGCUAUAAGCCCGAGGAGAAUGUGCUCAUGGCUAUUGUGGAGUGGGUUGAGAAGGGUAGCGCGCCCGAGACGAUUGUGGGGACCAAGUUUGUGAAUGAUACCGUGGCGUUGGGGGUCCAGUUUCAGCGCGCGCAUUGUAAGUAUCCGAAGCGCAAUAUGUACAAAGGUACGGGCGACGCGACGCUGGUAUCUAGCUGGCAUUGUGUGGAGUGA